Messenger RNA from Dentiscutata erythropus, 957 nucleotides. Lineage: Eukaryota; Fungi; Glomeromycota; Glomeromycetes; Diversisporales; Gigasporaceae. The record is from the annotation of a GenBank genome assembly.
AUGGGAAACACUGAAUCUCGUAACGAUAAUGUUAAAACUUUUCGAAGAAAACCAAGUUUUUCUCGACUCAGUUCUUCUCAUGUGAAAACAAAUAGUAUCUCACCAGAUCGUAAUGAUAGUAUUAAUAGUUGCAAUAUUAAAACUUUUCCUGCUGACUGGGAAGAAGCUGAUAGAGUUCAAACUUGCCACUUCGCGUUAAAACAUUUGCUUGGUGGCAAUUACUCUGCACCACUUCCUGAUAUUAUUAAACCAGAAAGUAAAAUUUUAGACAUUGGAUGCGGUUCUGGUCAUUGGUGCUUUGAAAUUGCACAAGAAUUCCCUGACGCAGAAGUUUAUGGCAUAGAUAUAAUAUCAUCAUUUCCCAGUGAAAUAAAACCAUCCAACUGUUACUUUCAAGAAUGUAAUAUAUCGAAUGGCUUACCUUUCGAAAAUAAUGAAUUCGAUUAUAUUUUUAUGAGACAUAUGUUUUUAGCAUUAAGAAAUCAUCAAUGGGUACCACUGUUGAAUGAAAUAAUGAGAAUAUUGAAACCUGGUGGUGUUAUUGAAUUUGUGGAUUUUGAUUUAAUUCCACGAUCAAUUGGCCCGGUUUAUGCUAAAUUAGUAAAACAAUGUUAUGAAUCAUUAUACAAAAAAAAGCAAAUCGAUCUCUUAUUUCUUCCAAAAUUAGAACAAAUUAUCAAAGAUGUAGGAUUUCAAAAUGUAAAUUGCAUUCAUAGAAGUGUAUCUCUCGGAAAAUGGGAUAAAAAUAUUGGUAAAAUUGGUGAAAUAUGGACUUCAAAUAUGCUUCAAAUGAACAAAUCUCUUAAAUCAUUAAUUACAUCACUUGUAAAUAUCUCAGAUGAGGAGUUGGAUCGUUUAUUAAAUGUAAUAUAUUUCGAAGAAUUAGACAAUUAUCAUUCAUAUCAAGAUCAUUAUAUUAUUUUAGCUACUAAAAGUACGAAUGAUGAAAGUAAUUAG